AUGGCCGCUGGCCGCAGCGACUGCUCGCUCAUCAUCCGCUGUCUUAAAGCGUUCGUUUGGCUUGUUUUGCGUCCUUUGUUCUGCUGCCCUUGUCUGCACCCUCUUGCUGCUGCCGCUUUGCUUCGCCGCCGUCUCCUCUUUUCGCCUGCCGGAGACUUAGCUAGUUUCCCCCCCGCUUUGGUCAUGAUGGAGCCAGCCGAUGCUGACAAUGAUGAGCCGCUUCCGGAUAGACUGGAGGCAGCGGUGGGUAGCAUCACAGUCCUCCCACGGCUCACUGGUAUCCCACUUGGUCACGACUGCUCGUGGAAGGGCAGUCAGGUCUCUCGUCUGGCAGCUUUGCAAACUGGUGGCAUUGGGAGGGACAGGUAUGCCUGGGGAGCGUGGUGGGCGGAGGCCAUGUCGGAUCUAGGAGCAGACAUUGCUGCUUUGACAGAAACCCGUAUCGAUGGAGCCUCCGCACACAACGCUGCAAUCAACGGCAUGUGGGAUGCCGGUUAUCUCUGCAUUUCCCAUAACGUCUCCAAUGCCGACAGACGUACAGACAAUCCGCUUGGCUCUGGAGUGGCGCUGGCCAUCAAGCGCGAGGUGGCCGCUGAUUGGACAGAGGUCACACCCGGACCACAUGGUCGAGCGCUGGGCGGCUCCAUCCGUCUGCAUAACGGGGCUGUGCUCCGGGUAGUCGCGGUCUAUGGCCCGACAGGCGCAUGUCUACCAGGCUUCACUCAGAACCUCAGGGCCGUCCAGCACGAAACUGAUCUCGUCACCUUUCUGCAACAGCAAGUGGCCAUGGCUCAAGCAAAAGACUGGACUCUGGUGGUUUUAGGUGAUUUGAACUCCUUUACCGACGGGGCUCUAGAUAAGUGGCAGGGUCAAUGGCAAAUUCGAGACGAGUGCCUAGCCGUACAAUGCCGCGAAAUGGGUCUUAUUGAUACCUGGCGAGACUCUCAUCCCACACUUCCCGGUUUUACUUAUGUCUCUCCCACAGGCAGCGCUAGCCGCCUGGACUCCAUUUGGAUCCUCCCUGCCAUCGGAUUCCAUACACCUGUUCUCAACUCGGCACUGCUCUGGAAUUGGCACAAGAGAGUGGAUCACCAUCCGGUUCUCAUCGACUUGGGCAUUGACAUUCCCACUGUCCCAGCAGCCUCAUCAGAUCGUGAACAACCCCGGUGGCGAAAACUGGCUGAUAUGGCUCAUGGCCAUAACCUGCAGGCACUCAGGGCACAAGUAGAGGCCCAGAUGGACACACAUCGCCCCCUACUUAUGCAAGCUGCAGCGGAUCUCACAGAGGCAUCCACACACGGCGGCACUUCGCAUGCAACAUUGUCCGAAAUCGGAAUGGUACACGGGCAGACGCCAGCUCUUAGUCUGCGAGAGGUGUUGUGCUCUCGCGUUCACCAAGCACAUGACUCCAUCAUGGCAAUCUUGCAUCAAACUCUGCCGACGACGAACCAACCCAGCAUGGACCGGAAGCUGGGCAGGGCCCAAAAUGCCUGGGACACAUGUUUGGCUCUGCUUCGCUCUCUCAAGCACAUCCUGAUCGAUUCGGAAACUUAUGACCUGGAGACCGCCAACUCCAUAUUGAACCGCGCUGAUGUCAAGUGGCGUCAAGGCCUUCAUUUCCUGGAUAAGCGAGGACAAGUUACGAUACAACGGGACCCAUGGGACUGGGAUGGUUUUCAUACUCAACUCGAUCGUUGGUUAUCCUCUUUGUCUGCGCCAGGUGCUCCUCAGCUACGCCCCCCCGACAUUUGUCAACCGGCGGUUGAUGCGGUUGCGCGGAACUUGCACUGGGCACCUUCUGCCACGGAGACCGCAGACCGCAUUCUCCUAGUAGAAGCUUGGAUACAGGAAGCCCAAACACUGAGAGCCAAAACCGCCGCGCACCAGGCCCGUGAAGGACAUGAAAGGAGGGUCCACUUGCUACGCUCAGGUGAUCUCAGACGCUGGGCUCGCUGUUGGCGUACACCAGCAUACAAGCGCCAAGCCUACACUCCGCAACAAAUCACCACCGCCAGUGGUACUCGCCGUCCCAAGACCCCUGCGGAAAUGCGUAAGGCUGCUGCGCAGGAGUGGCAAAAACUCUUUGACCAUCCUUCUCGGCCGUGGUCGCAUGAGCUGGUGCAUACCUGGACGGACCCCUCAGGAUUCUUGCGGGGCAGCCCGAAAACACAUGACGUCCAGGUACCGCCAGAUGUGCUUCAGGCCCUUUUGUGCCCUGGACCGUGGAGUCGGUGUGUAUUUCGGGGUUCUGAGGUCCAAUGUUUGGUGGAGCAAGAGAUUCGAAUCCAGAUAUGGCGGUUUCGGAGAGUCGGGGGACUGUGGGAGGGCAAGCUUCUCGGUCCUUGCGAAGGCCAGGUACAAUGUGUGGUGCAUAUCAAUGGGCAGCCCGCACAUCUUUGGACCCUACGGCAGUGGCUCGCUCUUCCGCCACAAGAUACGCACUGCCUGUUUCUUCUGCGUCCCCAAGCUCUUCCUACCCCUUCUUGUCUGGGGCCGCUCACUGCACAUGAAAGAUCCCGGUGGUUGUCCAAGAUGUCGUCCUCCAGACCUGGACCUUCUGGAUGGAAGUUAUGCUAUCUGCAUUUCUACCCUGGGUGGGUCCAAGACAUCUUUUGGCUUUCUCUUGACACCCAACGUGCUAUUGGAUCAGUCGCGCCCUCGCUGAAAACCGCUGUGCAGAUCAACAUGCCCAAACCUAAGGGCGGCUGGCGGCCUCUGACGAUGCUUGAGGAGGCCUUCAAGGCCAUAGAAGGUCCGGUCACUCAUCGCUUGGUUUCGGCUCGUGCGUUCCUCACAGCUGGCUCCGUCUUCAGUGCCUGGAACCGUGCGUACGAACCCGGCCAGUCUGCGGCCUCAGAUGUCCUUUACCUGGAUGUCCAGGUGUGCGAAGACUCCCUGGCUCAUCAUCUCCCUCUGGCAAGGGUUCCCGCAGACUUUGAAAAAUUUUUCAAUACGGUCAAUUUGCACCAGGUCGACGCUGUGCAGCAAGCACGUGGGUUACCGGACCCCAUCCGCCAGCUAUAUCAGGCAGCCUUCCAGGGACUCACCAUUCAGGUGGACACCAAAUGGGGCCUGUCCGACCCGGUUCACUGCCAUCGCGGUAUUCCCCAGGGAGCAGCCUCAUCCCCGGAACUGUCCAAACCCGCCCAAGAUCCGCUGUUGCGCUUGCGCGAGAAUAGCACGGCCUGCUACGUCUCGUCAGCGGGUCGGCGGGAUCUUUCUAAAGGAAGCCAGUUGACGGGCAUUGGGUUUGCAUGGGACAAAUUCCAUGCCUUUGCCACGGAUUGGGACAUCGUGGCGGCAUCACCUCAGGGGCAAGCGGCCGGAUUCACUCCAGAAGGCAUACCGGUCUCAGGCUACGACAUUUGGGCAGGAGCGGAACUCGUCACCACUCUGCCCAGAGCCAGGGACACAGAUGAAGAGCUCCUUUUGGGAAAAAGGGGCACUUUUCUGGAUCGUCACUCGGCAGCGGCGGAAGACAUCCUGCUUAAACUGGACAAGCUCCUACAAGGAUUCUCAGCGCGGCGUUUCAGUUGGGAUGAGCUAAUAUUGGGAGCCCAAGUAUAUGCAGCAGGGUACCUCAACUACGCUCCUUUGGUGGGGAUACCCCAUCCGCAAGCUCUACACAGACACGAUUCUGCGGUUCAACAACAUCUCCUUCGUGCGCUUCAUGUACGUUCAUCGGCGGAGCGUGUGGGGCUCUUGGCAGCGCGGUCCGUUGGGGGCCUGCAGUUGUUCUCGGCGGUGGAGGGAUCAUUGGCAUCGGUGGCGGCAGAAGUUAUGCGAUUGCUGUCCUCUCUGUCCCCGGCUGGACAAUUAGCUAGGGACGCUUUAAAAGAGGCGAUGUCCAUGGCGCCGGAGGCGGCAGAGCAAUGCGACUACAUGAUUGUACGUGCACUGCGACAUCUAGCUGGCUACGAUUUGCAGGGGCACCGACCUCCUGGCCUCAUCGGACCUUUCGAACAACGCAAGCAUACCAACAUGUUGCCCUAUUGCAGAGUGGGUCGCCUUGCUAACGCUGUCCGUUCCUGUCUGCUCCAUUUCCGCAACAAUGGGAUUGCGGACACUGAAUGGGGAGACCCUGCACAUUGGUUUCACCUGCCGGCGAAUUGUCCGGCCUCACCGCAGCAAUGUGCUGCUGCUACUACUGCGAGCCUGGCACGUUCCUGUGCCGACUGGGCCCUUGAGUGUGAGCUCUUCGGGGUGCAUCAUUUGCCGAUUGCUGAAGACUGGUCUGCGGCAGCCUGGGAGCAUCCACAAGACCCCAGUAAUGACCUGCGAAGCCAACACCUGGAUAGCAAACAGCAGAUUCUACCCAACGUCGAUAUUGGCCUUUUUGCGGACGGCGGGGCCAACGGAGAAGCCACCGUGGCUGCAUGCCAGGCGAGAGCCUUCGCGGGUCCUCAUUACUGGAACACGGCUUCGGCAGCAGGCCCACAACUGGCAGUGCGACUCCCUGCUAGGUACGGUUGGGAGCACACCACGGUCCACACUGCUGAGCUAUUGGCCAUGCUUGCUGCUCUCCGUUGGCGUCGUCCUGGUGCUUGGAACCUCCUAGUACUGGAUAGAGCCUCACUGUUCCCCUUAUUGCAGCAAAAUGCCCACAAACAGAACAGAAUCCUUUCCUCCCCAUGCCUUCAUUUGGUAUCCCGGGUACACACGGUCACAGGGGAACUUUCAAGUGCCUGGCGGGAUCAUGCCCCUACGCCGCUCUGGAGAGCGCAUCAGCUCACUGCUCCCGAGACCUGGCACGUUCAGGGCAAUGUACAAGGCCGUUCGGCGUCGCUUUGCAGUAUCCCUUUUCUCGAUUUUGGCCUCGUUGGUGUUCAUGUUCGCAGUCAUCAAGCCAAUACCACUGCCCCGGCGCCCGUUAUCGUGGAGGGCAAUGAGAGACAAGACGAAGGUUGUCGUCACGCCUACCGUCUGCCGCAGCCGCCGGAUGUUUGGUGGCCCUCCAGUGGCUUAGCAUUCCAACUCUCAUACAAGGGGCGAGCGGUCACGGACACUUGCCGCAACUUCACUCGCAAACUCCUCCGCCAAGAGGCAAAGGACAAAUGGAAACUUCGCCCUGUACAGGGUAAGAUUGCUUCAGUUUCCGGUGCCUUUCUGCCAGGAAUGGACUUGCGGUUGUAUGUUUCCUUUACAGUGCCCAACCACUGGGCACGUUGGCUCCUACCCAGCGAUCGCCGCACUGUGGAUCUUUCUGCUUUCGCCUACAGAUGCUUGCGCGCCAUUGGCGGUGGCUGGACAGAAAGACUGCACUCCGAUACGAGGUUGCAGAAGCUAGCUCUUCGCUGGGCCGACUUUGCCAACACCUCUGCCAGAACGUGCCCGCUAUGCCUACAGCUCGCUGGAACACCUCGCCACGUGGUUAUGUCAUGCCCUGCCAUGCGCCCUAUGGUCCACCACUUCCUGGACGAUGUCGAAGCUGAGCUUGUUCGCUUCGGUAGUGCUGCACAGCACUCCCUUGAAGCCGCUAGACGCCUGCCUGCCUCCCCCAAGUCCCCCACCCCGGAAGACGCCACGCGCUGGCCCAUCCUCACUGCUUGGAGGUGGCUAGUGCCCAUGCGAACCGAAAUCGCGGAUUUUGCCGCGGAUGCAGCCGGGAGUAGUGCAGUACCCACUCGGAUGGAAUCUGGUACUGAUCUGGCCUAUCGUGGAGUCCUUCCAGCUGCAUUGGGACGCUUCAUCACACGUACAGCCACUGCAGCUUCCAAUGACGAGCCUGACGAUCCGGACCCCCUGGCUGAUGAGUCCUUUAGUUCCUCCCGAGACAUGCAUGGCGCUUCGGAGGAUGUAGCGCGCAGCCUCAGCAAGCUUACAUCCGUCGCUGGGGCGGGGGUUAGCGUCCUUCGCUUGCUAUUUCUCGGUCUUCGUAGCAUACGUGCUGAAUACCUCAAGCGCAUCGCUGCCUGGGCGGAUGCUACAGAGGCGGCACUGGAUGCCAAUAUCCAGCCUGAUUGGGGGUACUCAGAGAGCUGCGCUGGCUUGCCCCUCCAGUGGAAGUCGCCCUUGCCAGACUUCGUGGAGCCUGUCGUAUACCAGGGUAUCGGCCUUCUGAUGCUAGGCUUCGCAACAUGUUGCUUGCUGCUGGUGUUCCCUCCACUCAGCGGGACAAGCUUUCCUGGAUGGUCGAUGGUCUGCCUUGGGAAUUGGCACGGGUGCAGCUUUCACAGGUUUGUCAAUGCCCGCGCUUACUGCCUGCCCCUCUCAUCUCGUGCUGCAUCACCUGUCGUGGAGCCCAGAUGCAACCUGCAGUUCCAGCUCGCAUGUGCCCGUGGUGUCGCCAGGACUCGGCAGUACAUUGCCAAGCGUGUGGCUGUGCAUUACAUUUCCGUGGGGCAUGUGCUUGGAACAGGGGAGCCAACCGGCUUUUUCUCCCCACAGCGGAGGCCCCGGUGA
Messenger RNA from Symbiodinium sp. CCMP2592, 6402 nucleotides. The record is from the annotation of a GenBank genome assembly. Lineage: Eukaryota; Dinophyceae; Suessiales; Symbiodiniaceae.